Ornithodoros turicata is the source of this 2022-nucleotide messenger RNA. It is a transcript of the gene DNApol-alpha73, whose product is annotated as DNA polymerase alpha subunit B-like. Gene Ontology annotation, cellular component: alpha DNA polymerase:primase complex. The coding region runs from base 142 to 1929 and encodes 595 amino acids. Gene Ontology annotation, biological process: DNA replication initiation; DNA replication. NCBI's taxonomy places the organism in Eukaryota, Metazoa, Arthropoda, Arachnida, Ixodida, Argasidae. Gene Ontology annotation, molecular function: DNA binding. The transcript is spliced from 17 exons. The record is from RefSeq and is a predicted model, not a curated record.
CGGCAGUAGUUGGAUUGGCAUCGGCAGCAAUAUUUGGCGCGCUCCCGCGAGUUUGCGCGAGUUAUUUGUCGUCAGCCGGAGAAAUGUGUUUUGUACUUUGAGUUUCCAUAGAUUUAACUGAAUUAUCGGCACCUGUGCAAAAUGGGCACUGUAACUGACGCUGACCUGUUGUCAGAGCUGGAAAUGUUCGGUGUUGACGACGUGAAGACUGAAUGCAUGUCGAAAAUGAAGGAACUUUGUUUGACAUACGGGUGCGAUGCGGAACAGUUUUCAUGUGACUGGAUAGCAUUCACUUCGAGGAAAAGUGUCGGACCAGCAGACAUAACAUUGCAGUUACUAGAGGACUUAGAACGAGAGGAACUGUCUCAGAAACGACUAAAACCAGAGGUGCACACACCUGUCGCAAAGAAGCCGGCACCUAAGGUGUUCAAUGUCAAAGAAGAGAGAGAUGUUCAAGACUAUGACAUGGGCGACGACGUUCUGGAAAGCUAUGGGAUGAGUAGUGAGUUGUUGAAGAAAAGACAGCGGACGCCAGACACAAGGAUUUCGAAGCGACUGAUGGAUUCAUCAGGCAGCCCUUCCAUUGUUUUCUCACCAGCCUCCUUUUCUCCAAAAAGCUUGACAGCAUCUGCAAAGUACACUUCCAGAACAACAUCUGGUGAUGUCGUUGCCUAUCUCCGCCAACAGGAGACGGUCGACUGGAAAUGUCGUUCCUCGGAAGAAAUUUGUACGCAGUUACUACAGCCAGGAUCGAUAGUGACAAAAAAUGUGCUCUACAUGUUUGAGCAAAACCUUGACAAGGCAGCGGCACUGAAUGCGAUUGCUGGGGACUACGCUGAUAUGUACCAAGAGGACAUGGGGGGUGAACAGUUUGUCAAUAUUAAGAGCAUAUUUCAGGAGAGCAGUUACGUAACAGGGAGAGUUUACUGCGACAGCUUGGGAAAAAUGAAUGCCACAUCCCUCAUACUCGAAGGCGGGGAUUCAAGUAACGGAAACUGGGUGCCGCUAAACAUAUCGAACUUGAAGCAGUAUUCUUUCUUUUCUGGACAGGUAAUUGCUGGAAAAGGAAUCAACCCAACGGGACAAGCAGUCGUACUGGAAGAGCUACUUGAGGGAAAGAUACCACCUUUUCCAAAGGCACCUCCAGAGCUUAAAGAACCCCUGCACAUAGUCAUUGCCUGUGGUCCCUACACAACAACAGAGGACUUAAGCUUCCAACCCAUGACAGAUUUCAUUAAUUAUAUCACCGAACAUAAACCCCAAGUGUGCAUAAUGGCUGGCCCAUUUAUAGACAGCAGACACGAAUUAAUUCAGAAGGGAAAUUUACCAGAAUCUUACGACACAAUAUUCCAAAAGCAAGUUCAGACUCUCGCAUCAAUUCUGGAAAACACCAAAACAAAAAUAGUGCUCAUACCCUCUCAAAGGGAUGUGCAUCAUGACUGUGUAUAUCCAACACCACCGUUUCGAUUGGACAGAACGUACAAGAACGUUCUGUGUGCUCCAGACCCGUGCAUACUGGACAUCAAUGGCUUCGUUAUCGGAAUGACAGCUGUGGAUGUCUUGUUCCAUCUCGGGAAGGAGGAAAUAUCCCCACCUGGCGCCUCGGACAGGUUAUCAAGACUCGCGAAACAUGUCCUGACGCAGCACUGUUUCUACCCACUGUACCCUGCAUCAGAAGAUGUCGGGCUUGACUGCACGCUCUUGGAAGACAGCGGAAGGUUUUCAACCACUCCGCACCUGCUUGUCUUACCAUCUGAUUUGAGGUCUUUCGUAAAGGACAUCCACGGCUGCAUCUGCGUUAAUCCGGAACGCGUCACGAAAGGUAUCGUGGGUGGGACGUUUGCACGUGCGGUUGUUAAUCCCGUUUCGGCAAGCUCUUACCAGGGAAGUAUGGCGCAGAAUGUUAGUGUAGAAGUUGUGAAGAUAUAGGAACCUGUAAAUAACUAUUUUGAUGUCAUCUUGUUUUUUUUUUAUGCUGUGCUGUAUUUAACAGGCUAAUAACCAAUAUCUUUUUGUUACCUG